AAUUAGAGAGAGAGAGAGUCAGCAAAGAAAAAGAAAAUUAACAAGACUAGCUAAACAGGAAAUAGAGGGCUCCUUCCCUGUUUCCUCUCUUUCCGUUGAGCUCUUUCUCCGGGAGCUAAUGGAACUGAACCUUUACAAACCCUAUAAAAGCAACAUCCCUGUUUGAAAAUUAUUCUCACCUAUCAAAUCCAAACCAGACAAAACCCUAAUUCUCUCAUUUCCACUAACCCUCCUCUCAAAUUCUCCACUCGCUCAAACCAUAACAACACUUCAUACAGAAUGAUUGAUGAUCAUGAUGCAGCAGCAUCAGCAGCAGCUGCAGCAGACCACUGCUCUGGCGUCACACCCAAUCAAUCCUCCCCCUUCAUCUUCUUCCCUUAGAUCCCCAGUUCACUCCCAGCUUCCUUCCCCCCUCUCUCUCGCUCCUCUUUCCGUCUCGCACCGCCAGCUGCCGCCGCCGCCGCCGCCCCUGCCCGACCAUGUUAUCGGGCCGGCGGUGCCGAUUGCGGCUGCGCACCCAUCCGGCGAGCCUGCUCUGGUGAUGGCGCCGCCGCCGCUCGCUAGAGUUCGCCUCUCUGACAUAGUCCAUUACGACGGGGCGCCUUCCGGGCCCUAUGUCCGGGCUGUGGAGGCACUGUCUGGUUCACUCACGAGGCAUAAUGCGGCGUUGAUUGAGCUCGGGAGCGAUGAGGCUGCACUGAUGCGGUGCGGAUUGGAAUCAUCCAGGUUGUAUUUUAGGACUAGGGCUCAGAGUGGUGGCAGCUUGGGGAAGGGAAGUAGAGGGUUUUAUAUGUAUAGGGCAGGAAGGGCUUUAGAAGAUAUGGACUCAUCUCCCCCAUGCAUGGCUGAUGUUUUUAGAUGCAUGGGAAAGGCAGCUCGUUCUGCUUUGUGUGCAAUUGCAAGGCAUCUUCGUUUGCGAAGCGACGUUUUUAACCAUUUACUCGAUGAUACCCCAUUGCCUGCUAAUGAGGCAUCUUCUUCGAUGCUUGUUUCAACCUAUUCUCAUACAUCCUUGCAAAAUGGAAAAGGGGCUAUUGGGGGAGGUAAGCUGGCAAUGAGUGGCGAAUUUGAGAAGGGGCUUUUGACAUUGAUUUCUUCAGACACUCCUGGUCUUCAGGUUUGUGACCCCAAUGGUCGUUGGUACUUAGCAGAUGGAGGGUCAACUCCCGGGGAUCUUUUGCUACUUACAGGCAAGGCACUCAGCCAUGCCACUGCCGGCCUUCGGCCCGCUGCCUCAUAUAGGGCUGCAUCUGAUUAUUUUCCAUGCAGUGGUGGUAGUGGAAGGACAUCAUUGGCAUUUAGGCUCAUGCCACAAAGCAAUGCUAUAUUAGAUUGUUCUCCAAUUGAAGCAGCUGGUCAUAUCGUUCCACAGAGCUAUGUACGAAUAUCUGUAAGCCAAUUUAUGGACGACCUUUCUGCCGAGGAAGAUAUAUUGUGCAAUCGCUCUGAUAAUACCAAUCAGGUGGCACAAAAUAAUAUGAACAGAGAACCGUCAUUAAGAAGUGUUCUCUCGGAUCCCUUAUCUGGUGCAUUCCUUGAAGAUGCUAUGUUUGUUUCAUGUGGACAUUCAUUUGGUGGUCUCAUGCUGAAGAGGGUCAUCGAUACUUCAAGAUGUACUCUCUGCAACACGGAAAUCGAGAGGUCUUUAAUCCCUAACCAUGCUCUGAGAGCUGCAGCUGCAGCUGUGAAGCUCGAGGAUGAUCGCAGGCUCUUCUAUAAUACAGCUCUACGUAAGCGUCGGAAAGAAGUGGGCGACCACAAGGAAAAUGGGGAUAUUCCUGGUGAUAGUGGGCCACAUAGAGGGGUACAAUAUCCAUUUUCAGUAAAUGAGAAAGUGGUUAUUAAGGGAAACAGGAGGACACCAGAUAAAUUUGUUGGCAAGGAAGCAAUUAUCACAUCACAAUGUCUUAAUGGCUGGUAUUUGCUUAAGAUUAUUGGAAGCGGAGAGAAUGUUCGCCUACAGUAUCGUUCCCUACGGAAGAUACUGACCUCCCAAGCCAUGGAGAAUAGAUGUUCGACACAACCAGUUCAGAAUAGUAGCUGAUGGACCUAAAUUUUCUAUACUACUUUAGUCUCCAUAGGACGUACCUAAUAGAAUCUCACUUUGUUGUCCAAUAUGGGUUUUUUUGUAAGUUAUUGUGCAAUAGUGUUGUUUAUUUAGCUAGAAAAAGAGAAGUAGUUUGUUCGAACAGUUAGAGUUGCUGUUUAGAAGCUUGUAAAGGAAAGGAAAAGAUGAAAAGCAUAACACGGCCACUCUGAGUGUCUGGCAACAAGAUGUUUGUACUUGACACAAAAUUGAAUAACAAACAUUUGAUAUAUGUUUUGUGUCAUGUAUUUGCGUGAGAGGAGAUGAGUUGAGUUCCCUGUUGAGGCGAACUCUUCGGUUUAAUUUUGUUUGAUUUGAAUUGGUUUCUAGCUUCCAAACAUGAGUGGAGGAAUUGGCUGUGUUUCCUUUGUACAUAUACUUGUUUCUAUAGGAAUUGGCUGUGUUUCCUUUGUACA
Molecule: messenger RNA, 2502 nt
Organism: Cornus florida
Lineage: Eukaryota; Viridiplantae; Streptophyta; Magnoliopsida; Cornales; Cornaceae
Exons: 12
Coding region: 287-2044 (585 amino acids)
Source: RefSeq, a predicted model, not a curated record